GAGAAGGAGGGGUUCCCUAGCGUGAGCUCGCCCAUUUAACGCUCCCUCUUGGUGUAGGUAGAUCCCUCGGCCUCUGUUGUCUGAGCCCAGCGGAGGAAGCCCCAUCCAGAAACUCAACAUGUCUAUUUGCAAGGUCCAGGCAAGAGAGAUCUUUGACUCUCGUGGAAACCCCACUGUUGAAGUUGAUCUCUACACUGAAAAAGGUCUCUUCCGAGCUGCUGUGCCCAGCGGUGCUUCUACUGGUAUCCAUGAAGCCCUGGAACUCCGAGACAAUGACAAGACCCGCUACAUGGGGAAAGGUGUCUCAAAAGCGGUUGAGCACAUCAAUAAAACUAUUGCCCCGACCCUGGUUAGCAAGAAACUGAAUGUUGUGGAGCAGGAAAAGAUCGACAAAUUGAUGAUAGAGAUGGACGGCACUGAGAAUAAAUCUAAAUUUGGUGCAAAUGCCAUAUUGGGAGUGUCUCUGGCUGUUUGUAAGGCUGGAGCUGCUGAGAAAGGUGUCUCCCUGUUCCGCCAUAUUGCUGACCUUGCUGGCAAUGAUGAAGUCAUUCUGCCCGUUCCAGCCUUCAACGUGAUCAACGGUGGCUCCCAUGCUGGUAACAAGCUGGCAAUGCAGGAGUUCAUGAUCCUCCCUGUAGGAGCAGCAAACUUUAAGGAGGCCAUGCGCAUUGGAGCGGAGGUCUACCACAACCUGAAGAGUGUGAUUAAGCAGAAAUAUGGACAGGACGCCACCAACGUAGGGGAUGAGGGUGGCUUUGCUCCUAACAUCCUGGAGAAUAAGGAAGCUCUGGAGCUGCUAAAGAAUGCUAUUGGUAAGGCUGGCUAUACUGAUAAGGUCGUAAUUGGCAUGGAUGUUGCCGCCUCAGAAUUCUUCCGAUCUGGGAAAUAUGACUUGGACUUCAAGUCUCCUGAUGAUGCCAGCAGAUACAUCUCCCCUUCUGAGCUGGGGGACAUCUACAAGAGCUUCAUCAAGGACUAUCCAGUGGUGUCUAUUGAAGAUCCCUUUGACCAGGACGAUUGGGAAGCUUGGAAGAAUUUCACUGCUACUGCGGGCAUCCAGGUGGUAGGGGAUGAUCUCACCGUGACCAAUCCCAAGCGCAUCGAAAAGGCUGUGAAUGAGAAAGCCUGCAACUGCCUCCUACUCAAAGUGAACCAGAUUGGCUCUGUGACCGAAUCUCUCCAGGCGUGCAAGCUGGCCCAGUCCAAUGGGUGGGGAGUAAUGGUUUCCCAUCGUUCUGGGGAGACUGAAGAUACCUUCAUUGCAGACCUGGUGGUGGGUCUCUGCACUGGGCAGAUCAAGACUGGUGCCCCCUGCCGAUCUGAGCGUCUGGCCAAGUAUAACCAGCUUCUCAGAAUUGAGGAAGAACUGGGCAGCAAAGCUAAAUUUGCUGGAAGGAACUUCAGAAACCCUCGGGCCAAGUAAGCUCUGUGGCCAGGAAGCCUCGGAGCUCACAGGCGCCAUCGCCCCUGUAGAUGUCUGCUUCUGUCCUGAGAAUGGGCAGCACCAAGUACUAGACCAGUUUUGUUUUGGGGAUGGGGGCCUCGGCUGCUUAACUUCCCUCUCCUCUCCACCUUUCUGUGAUGUUCUCACUGCUUCGUUAGAACUGUCUUAGCAGAAACUACCUGAUCAUCUGGCGCUUGGUCAGAAAACCCUGAUCAUCUUGUGACUGGGAUAGAAUGACCUGUUCUCACCCCCAACCCCAGUGCUGAUGUGUGGAGCCAUGUACCUGGGAUGCAGCCCCGACGAGCCCACAGGCCAGAUCUCUAGUGGCUUCUAUGUGCAGAAUAAAAGUAUUCAGUGACCCACUGGAAAA
Vombatus ursinus (common wombat) is the source of this 1814-nucleotide messenger RNA. RefSeq names its product alpha-enolase. NCBI's taxonomy places the organism in Eukaryota, Metazoa, Chordata, Mammalia, Diprotodontia, Vombatidae. Gene Ontology annotation, molecular function: phosphopyruvate hydratase activity; magnesium ion binding. Gene Ontology annotation, biological process: glycolytic process. The transcript has 12 exons. Gene Ontology annotation, cellular component: phosphopyruvate hydratase complex. The coding region runs from base 119 to 1423 and encodes 434 amino acids. The record is from RefSeq and is a predicted model, not a curated record.